CCCGCCCCAUCCCGCCGCCCCGGCCGGCACGCGACGCCCCCUCCAGGCCCGGCUCCCGCGCCCUAUUUGGUUUUUCGGGGGCAGGCGGCGGGAGGGGAGGCGUGCGCGGCGGAAGGGGGCGCGCAGCGGGCUCGCGUGCGCCAGGGCGCAGCUCUCAUCCGCGCAGCAGCCACCGCGUUGGGAACCCACGAGGCCUCCGCGCCCUGCCUCGGAACAAUGGGGCUCGGCUCGCGAGGUGUCUUGGCGGUGCUGGCCCUGGGGGUCGUGGUGGGGGUAGCGCUGCUGAAGAUCGUCUCCGACGGCACAGAGCCGGAGGAAUCUCCAAGUAAGAAGAUUCCUAUGUCUGUAGAAAACUCCAGUGAUAACCAGCAAGAACAAGAACAGGUACCUUUCAGCCCUACAAGUGUAUCUUCCAACCACAAUAUGAAACUAUCAACUCCAGCUUCCUCAGUCUCAAAGAAUAUGGCAGCUUUCACCUCGAAACCCACAGCAAAACCAUCAACAACUGCAGUUGCCUCACACUUAAAUAACAGGAGAGUCAUCACCUUGAAAACCACAGCAAAACCAUCAACAACUGCUUCAGCCUCAAAUAACGGGCCAGCUGCCACCUCGAAGCCCAUACCAACAUCUAAAAUCACACCAGAGGUCUCAAUAAAUAUGACUUCUACCACCUUAAAGUCUACACCCAAAAUAACAAAUGUUUCACAAAAUACAUCCCAGAUAACAACAUCCACAGUGACCACAACCCACAAUAGUUCGGUGACGUCUGUUUCUUCAUCAGUAACACUCACAGCAACUAUUAUUUCUAAGGAAAAUAAAGGAUCAAAAUUUGAUACUGGCAGCUUCGUUGGUGGUAUUGUAUUAACACUGGGAGUUUUAUCUUUUCUUUACGUUGGAUGCAAAAUGUAUUAUUCAAGAAGAGGCAUUCGGUAUAGAACCAUCGAUGAACAUGAUGCCAUCAUUUAAGGGACUCCAAGGACCAAUGGAAAGAAGAUUGAUACAGCCCUAUCAACUAAUUUUGAUUUAUAAUUACUUUAAAACAGUAUUCUCUUCUUGAAAAUAGCAUAAACAGGCCAUACACAUAAUACACAAUGUAUUAUAUAAAUAUGUAAAGAUUCCUCAUGAUUAUGAAAGGUAAAAAGGGUUUGAUUUGGGUUUUUUAAUGAACAUAUGUAGCAUACAGUUAAUGCAAUUGUUGUAAUACUCACUUUUAGAAAAUACAAAGUAAGACAAGUCCUGUCCCAUUUUUUUGUGGCAUUGGUUACAUAGGGCCAGUAAUUGGAAAACAUCAUCACUGAAGGGUAUGAUACCAUCUGGUCAUACAAAUAAGGAGCUUGUCUCAGCACUCAGGAUUUUGAUGUCUUUGUUGGUCACACAAAGAACCUCAGUGCUAUUAAGAGCUGGAUAUAUCCUAAUUACCACUGCCACAUAGCAGAAAUUAUAUGAAUAAGCCAAGUCUUAAGCAUAAUUUUAGUUUGUGUCGCUUCAGAAAGCAUCCAUAUUUCAUAUGUUUAAACUUAGUUAUUUUAGUUAUUUGGUUUAGAAACAAAAUGCAUGCCCCUCCCCUCACCAAAAAAACAAUCAAGUAAAACUAGAAACAAUAUCUGGGCUUAUCCCUGUUAGAGAGCCAUUGGAGAGCCUGUAUUUUUAAUAACUUCUUUUGUGCUUUCAAUGGCAAUUGAUGUAAUUGCCUUUUUUUCCUCUGUAAUUUCAGUAAAUUGCAAUGUUUAACAUAAUAAUGUUUUAAAGACUUAGUUAUUAGUGUGAAAUAAUGUUAGAUUAUUUGCUACUGUGAGAAUACUGUCACCACUGGAAAUUGCUUUAUUUCAUGUUCAGCUGUUAAUUUUAUAUUUAGCGAAUAUUUUUAACAGAUGUAGAACUGCUUUCAGUAUCUAGAAAUGGUUAAUGCAAUGUAAACACACUUAGCUUUAGAAAAACAAAAAAAAAGACCCUCGUAUGAUUUCCAGAGCAACAUUUAGAAUUCUCUUUAGUCUGAAGGACAGGUCAAUGCUGUUUAUCGAGCGAGGGAUUGUGGGCUCCCCUCAGGCUACUAAACCUAUAGGAUGAGAAUGCUGCAUUUUCGUGUACUGUCAAUGUUAUACUCAAAGAUUUGGGGAAACAGCAUUUUUAUACUAAAACACAAAUGUGUUUUGGAAUAAAUUCUUACAAACAGGAGUUUUUAAGACAGAAAACUUCCUGCUUCCUUAUUUGGGUCUUCUUUAGACUACUCGUCUUCCUCCCCUGCUAAGGAGGAGGCCCUCUCAGAUGUAUUAUGUUAAUGGAGAGGAAAAGCACAAUAUUGUGGGGACACCAGUAUCAGCCAUAUUUUGAAGUGUUUUCAGCUUUACAGUUUAUAUUCCAGCACUCAAAACUCAGGGUCAAGUUUUGACAAAAGAGGUAUUUAGUCAUACUACAUACUAAGAUAUUGUUUCCUCUGUCUUAGAUGGUCAGAGUAAAUCACACCAAUUUCUGACAGUCCAAACAUGAGCUAAGAAGUCCUAAUAAAUAUGUACCUACAUUUAAUAAGAAUUAAAUGUAACUUUUGUGAUCAGCUUUUGGUUUGCAGAGAGUCAAGAAUUCUGAUAUAAAAGGGCCAUUUCUACUCACUGUGCAUUAUGGCCAAUCAAUGUGAUGAAUAUGAUUAAUAAAAAUUAUCCAGAAUAUGGAUGUGACAGGGUGGGUUGGGUGGAUGUGACACGUACAGUGUGAAAGAAAUAUUAUGAAACACGUGUUUGCAUUACUUUGAAAAGAGACGUGAGCUGAUAAAGUUGUAUGUUACUAACUUAGCCGUAACUGGUCUUUUAACCACUGCUUCAUUUCUUUGCAAAAUAUACUGAAGACAUAUUUUAUAGUAAUGGGGGCUUUUUAAACUUCAUUUGUCUCCUGCAUUCUUGAUAUUUCAGUACUUUAAGUCAGUCAGAGCUUAGUAGACAGGCCUGAAAUUUUCUUGAAUACUUGUUUCUUAGCACUUUGAAAAAUAUAAAACCACUUUUUAAGUACUAAAUGUCAUUAUUUGCUUUUAAAAUUUCCUGUGCUUUGGGUUUGAAAUAUUUUAGUUAUGUCUUUUUUUCUGUAUAUAAGUUGUAUAAUUUGUUACUGUCAAAUAUCAGUACUUCAAUGCAGUCAGGUUUUCGGGUUUGGGGCUUUUUUGUUUUUGUUUUUGUUUUUGUUUUUGUUUUUUGGUUAAUUGCAAAAAUUGAGGGAAACAGCUAUAUAAAUCAGUAUUUCCCUUUGGAGCACAUUUCCUAAGUGUAAAUUUAUCUUCCUCAUUAUGUUUACUUCAGCAAAUGUUCAGUUUUAUUUGCAUUCUUUAAGAAUGUAUUUACUUGAAGAUAAAAGCAAUUCGGAUAUAUGUCUAAAUAUUAGGCAGAAUUCAACCUAUGAUUUUAACAUUUCCUUGGAUGAUCCAUAGAAUGAGUAACUCAAGUACAGAUAAUGAGAGCUGGCAGUACAUUACAGGGGUAAUUUUCUAUUUUUCAGGAAAAAAAAUGUAAAGCAAACUUCUGUUACUUUUUUUCUUUUUAUUACAAUGACCAACUUUUGGUAUUUCGUUGUUACUGAGAUCUAUUUUUAGAAUAAAAUUUUGAUCUUUAAGAAUAGUGUGUGG
Messenger RNA from Hippopotamus amphibius kiboko, 3607 nucleotides. RefSeq names its product transmembrane protein 123 (gene TMEM123). The record is from RefSeq and is a predicted model, not a curated record. NCBI's taxonomy places the organism in Eukaryota, Metazoa, Chordata, Mammalia, Artiodactyla, Hippopotamidae. The coding region runs from base 217 to 966 and encodes 249 amino acids. The transcript is spliced from 5 exons. Gene Ontology annotation, cellular component: cytoplasmic vesicle.